AUGAGAGGCCGCACUAUCGAGCGAUUCCCACCUGUCCCCGUGCAAGACGCAGAGCGCUUCUCUAGAGACCCGAGACCCUUGCCUUAUCAGCAUCAUCAGCCUGUGCACACCUGGGUUCCAGGGCUUCCGGGACCGGUCAAUACCGGCCGGCCCACCAUGAUCCCGCCCAACACAAUGAUGGCCACUCCCCCUGCUGUGUAUGCGCAGCCAGGACCUGUCAUGACCGGACGCCCCGUCAUGAAUCCGGCUCACCCAAUGAUUAAUAGUCCUCCUCCUGGUUAUGCGCAGCAAGAGCCUUUCAUGGGGCCCCAUCCUGCCAUGAAUCCAACUCAUGCAAUGAUGACUACUCCUCCUCCUAUUCUUGCGCAGCGGAUGAGGGAGCAAGUUGACCAGUACAAGAUGAUUCUGCAUGACAUUCGCAGGGCAAGCGGACGACUGGAGUUCGAACACCCUCGUUUCACGCCUCACCCGAGCUUCACGGAUUCGCCACCUCCAGAGAUAUACUCGCCGUCCUCAGAGGGAAAGAGUCCCAAGGAGGCGAUGUUCGCCGAAUCGACUCCAACCUCGAAGCUUCGUGGGGACGCGCCCGAGUUUGUUCCUGGCAAACCAUAUGAGAGUAAAAACCAGAAACCAAAGACUGAUCGGGGGUGGAUGAUUGUUUCUAGCACGUAG
Molecule: messenger RNA, 672 nt
Organism: Aspergillus novofumigatus IBT 16806
Lineage: Eukaryota; Fungi; Ascomycota; Eurotiomycetes; Eurotiales; Aspergillaceae
Exons: 3
Coding region: 1-672 (223 amino acids)
Source: RefSeq, a predicted model, not a curated record